This is a messenger RNA of Didymosphaeria variabile, 4317 nucleotides long. RefSeq lists its product as uncharacterized. The transcript is spliced from 5 exons. Gene Ontology annotation, molecular function: oxidoreductase activity; phosphorelay sensor kinase activity. The record is from RefSeq and is a predicted model, not a curated record. Gene Ontology annotation, biological process: phosphorylation; phosphorelay signal transduction system. NCBI's taxonomy places the organism in Eukaryota, Fungi, Ascomycota, Dothideomycetes, Pleosporales, Didymosphaeriaceae. The coding region runs from base 1 to 4317 and encodes 1438 amino acids.
AUGUCCGCGCCCCUCCGCAAAAUCGCACUCCUCGGCGCAUCAGGCCACCUCGGCACCCACCUGCUCGCCGCCCUCGAAGCAGACCCCUCAUUCGACAUCACAGUCAUCACGCGUGCGAGCUCGACUUUCGAAUUCCCAAUUGAUGUGAAGGUGGUCAGGGUUAGCGACGACUAUCCUCAGCAGGAACUUGUGCGCGCGUUCAAAGGGCACGACGCCGUUAUAUUGGCGCUUAACACCGGCGCUGAGAAAUAUCACAACGUGAUGGUCGAUGCGUGUAUUAAGGCUGGGGUGCGGCGGUUGAUUCCCAGCGUCUUCGGCGGCCGCCACACGCCCGCCGUGCAGUCCGUUUUCCCCGUUGCGAAGGCCAAAGCGGAUAUCCUAUCCUACGUCGAGGCGUGUGCUGCUCAGCAAGGGGAAUGGACUUACACCGCGCUCUCCACGGGGCCGUUCCACGAGCUGUGCGUGGGGGCUGGGAUGUACGACAUUGACGCUGGAUCAAAGACGGCGACGCUCUGGGAUGGCGGGGACGCGAGGUUCAGCGUUAGUACGUACGGGACUAUUGCUCAGGCUGUCUUGCAGAUCCUCCGCAUGCCAGGGGUAACGAAAAACGAGACCGUGUAUGUGUCCAGCUUUGAAACGUCGCAAAAGGAGUUGCUGGGUAUUUAUCAGGACGGCACCGGCGGCGCGGAGGGGUGGACUGUCGAAUACGAGGACUGCGAGGAGGGCAUCAAAGAGGCGCAAGAUAUGUACUGCACGGCGGAGGACGGGAUGACUAGGAUGAAGGCGGUGGGCAGGCUGGCGCUGCUUAGUACGGUAAUGAAGGGUGCAGGGGGGGAUUUCGAAGCCGAGGGGUUGAGUUGGAAUGGGAGACUGGGGCUGGAAGGAGAGGAUGUGGUGAUUGUUACGAGGAUGGUUUUGGGGAUUAUGGUGCAGCAGGAGCUCACCGAGCAGCAAUUGGCUUUUAUUGCCGACCGUGGCCGGGUGUGGCAGGUGAGGCGCUUCUGCCAGGUUUUGCCUUCUGUGGUCGAGUACGAGCGCGGGGAUGAGACUGCGCAUGGAACGUACUCUGGCUCUGAGCCGAAUGGUGCGCUGGCUGCUCUGCUGCGCUGUGUCAUCUAUCGGCUGGGUGCUGAUUUGGCCAUGGUCAGCUUGCUAGACGACCACAACCAAUAUUUUGUCUCUGGGGCAAGUCGCCACAAUAUACAAGAUGUAAAGCUUACCUUAGAUUCAACGCGAUGGUAUGGUUGCGAAUCGGUCGCGCACCAUGGUGGCUUGUGUGAACGUACCAUCACCCAGCAAGAUUACCCCGGAAACAUGGCCUUUUACGAAGAGCUCGACAUGGCUCACACCGAGAGAACCCAGAACCUUCCUUUCGUUAAAGGCGACAUCGCCAACUUUCGACAUUAUGCUGGUGUUCCGUUGAAUCCUUAUGGUGGCCCAAAUAUCGGUACAGUCUUCUUCUUCAGCGAAAAGCCAUCCGAGACCAGUCUCUCUGUUGGCAUCCGAUCCUACUUGGCUGAGACAGCCACUCAUAUCACGAGGCACCUCGAACAAGCUGUUGAAGCGUUGGAGGGCAAGAGAGCGUUACGAUUUAACCGUGGAGUCGCUUCGUUGUUGACCAUAAGCUCCGCCCAUCCCAAUUCUGGCUCUCAAGGCUCCUUUCUGGACACCCAAUGCGGACGGCAGCAUUUAGUAUCGAAUCUCUACACGGACGGUGCCUUAUACGUAUAUAAUCUGGCUGCGACCCUCCUUUGCGACAUAUUCGAAUUUGAUGGUGUCAGAAUUCAAGAAGUAGGAGUGGCGCGAAACAUUGUCAACAUCGAUGCAAACUGGAACGGAUCCAAGAUCAUAGCGCAGCAUCUCCAGCCAAUUGCACAAAAGCCAGGAGAUCUUCCCGAAGCACUGGUGGAACGGCUUUUGGAGCUGUUUCCACAGGGUGCUGUUUUCCAUAUCGCCGCAGAGUCAAGCGAAGUCAUCGCCGCAACGGUCGUGCAAGACGCGGCUGUCCUUGUCAACGAUGUCGUGUUUACGGAAUUAUCCAAGGCCUUUCCAAAUGUCGAGCAAAUGAUUCUGAUGCCGCUAUGGGAGGCUCAUCACGAACGCACCGUUGGUGCGGUCUUGGGCUUUGCUAAUCGUCAGUCAAACGUGUAUCUCAGCACCACUGAUCUAUCCUCAAUGUCUGCGUUCUGCACAACGACCAUGACACAAGUACGGCGCCUCGAGGUGCAAGCCAUAGAUCAAAUCAAGUCAGACUUCCUCGGUUCGGUAUCCCACGAGAUGCGGACACCGCUCCAUGGUAUCUUGUCAAGUCUUGAGCUCUUAGCCGAUACCCCCUACAACGAGUAUCAGCGCGACUUGCUUAAGAUGGCGCAGUACAGCGGUUCAUCGUUGCUCGAAACCAUUGACCGUGUCUUAUAUUUUAGCGGAGUUAGCUCCGAAGUGCAGCUGCCAGCAGAACGCUCCGUCAAACGAUCGAGUGGAUGGCUUUCGCAGCAGCAGCGCAUCCCACCUUACCAAACAGCAGCCUCCCCACCCGAAGAGGAGACCUCAGGCACCAUUCACAUUUGCGAAUCAUAUCUUCGACAUGCGGCGCAUAGACUUCACUUGAAGCGGACCGUACGGCCAGAGCUUUUUAGGCCUCGUAGAAGUGUUGGCAGCCUAGAGAGCUCUUCUGCGCUUUUGACAGAGUCUCGCAGCGUUCCUCCGCACCCUGUCAUACUAUUCGACACCAAUGCCACUUGGACCUGUCGUUUUACAGCUGUCGCUAGCUUCAAAACGGUGUACACAAAUCUGCUAGAUAAUGCUUUGAAGUUUGGUGACCCGGCUGGCUGCGUUUGUGUUCACCUGGACAUUGGUGAAGGUUUGGCCAGACUGUCGUUCACCGACACUGGUAAAGGGGUAGCCUCGGACUUCAUUCGUCAUGUUAUGCUCGAUCCGUUUUCGCAAGAAGAUCCUCUCAAUGAAGGGACCGGUCUUGGACUUGCUAAUGUUAAGCAUGCUGUCGCUGAGCUUGGCGGGCGCAUGCUGAUCGAUUCAAAUGAAUCAUGGGGUUCCACCUUCACUGUUACGUUUCCUUCGGACCGCAUAGCAUAUGAUCCAUCGCAAGAGACAUCAGACUUCACCACUACUGACUUCCAUUUCACUGCUCCCGAGUUGCCCAAGCUCGACAUGAGCUUUUCUAUGCCGAGAAGAUGGGAAACAGGAGACAAUGUGCGAGAUCGUCGGUGCGCUGACAUGGUAUUGGACUCGCUCAUGCGAGGUGUAAGCCGGUGGUUUCAGACUAAGGCCACCCUCUGGAAGCCUCCGAGCGCGCUACCUCACUUACUUUUCAUCUUACUGGAGGAUCUAGACCAUGCUCUACAGACCUGCGGUGAUGCAGUCAACCGAGCUCAGGUCAUCGUGCUUUGCCCGGACAUUGAGAAGACCCUGAGCUUGCAGAAAACGUCUCUGCAGAAUGCCACAGCUAUCGUCGGCCCAGUGACCGUUUCGAGCCUCCAGAAUGCGUUGGCGCGCUUGUUCCCUGGGACAGUUCCGCCUUCGGAGACUCAUGCUUCUCUCGACCAGACGUCAAGAAUCCUGAAAGACGGGAAAAACCAGGCAAAGACAAACGGCGUCACCGCGUGGUCGACUAGUACCGGAGUCGAUGACUUGUUGCCUCGAAUGCUAUCCAACUUUCAACUCCGACGGGAAGACCCAGAGAGUGACGGACACGCCUCAGCACAGCAAAGGGUCAUCUCAAAAGCCGAACCGUUAGCGGUGCCGGACGAAGCAUCGUCUGAAGCCUCCAAGACAUUACAAUCAGAUAACAUAGCAAGCACCAGCCAGACUCAGCUGGUAGUCUCGAAGAGAGACAAACACACUGGAUCUAUAUCCAGGGCUUUGCCAGAGCCAAAAAUGCUGCUUGUUGACGAUAAUUCCAUCAACCUCAAGGUGCUUGUCAUGUUGGCACACAAAUGCAGCGCGAUACCCUCAACAUCGGUUGGCGGCGGCCAAGAGGCGAUAGACGCAAUCGAAGAGGCCCUCAAGAACGAUUGCAGUACACGGCAAACCUACGACCUAGUUUUUCUGGACCUCUCCAUGCCGGAAAUAUCUGGAUUCGAUGUCGCGAAGAAGAUACGUGAGAUGGAGGCAUGCUCGAAGGAAAGCCCAAGAACGUAUAUAUGUGCGCUCACCGGUCUUGCUAGCGCAAACGAUCGUAAUAAAGCAUUUGCAGCGGGUGUGGAUGGAUAUCUCGUUAAGCCGGCGAAGCUGAAAGAUCUACAGGCUGUCAUUGGCCAGUGGCGAGAUAGUCUGGCAGAUCAACAGCAGUACGGUUAA